Molecule: messenger RNA, 1008 nt
Organism: Purpureocillium takamizusanense
Lineage: Eukaryota; Fungi; Ascomycota; Sordariomycetes; Hypocreales; Ophiocordycipitaceae
Exons: 1
Coding region: 1-1008 (335 amino acids)
Source: RefSeq, a predicted model, not a curated record
AUGAUGUGUGACGAGAUCGAACAGGAGCUCCUCGAGUUGGCAAUGGUCGCCCAGCGCGCCCACGACCAGGCCGCGGCAGGCCAGUACGUCGAUUACGAGGUCGAUGGCACCUCCAGCCGCGACUCCGACACCGCGGUCGGCUCCAUGGCCCCUUCGGCUGGGGGGAAGCAGCCAAAGCACUUGCAGAAGGAGCGAGAGGGAGAGGAGGAGGAGGAGGAACAGGGGGAAGAGGGACAGCAGCAGCAGAGUCAACAACAACAGCCCUCGAAAGAGGACAACAACUCCGACAACGACUGGCUCAAGUCGUGGAGACUGACGAGCCCCCUCCAGCGAAGCAACGCCUUCCGCCGGGUCUCGCGAUGGCGCCGCGCCCUCGACCUAGACGCGGCCACGAUCCGCCAGUCGGUGUUUUGCGGAACCGUCAUGAUCCAGCGGUCAAUCGACGGCGUUCCGUUCGCGCAGAGCAACUGCAACAGCAGCCCGGGCCAGCUCGCCCUCUGGACCGACACGUGCGUCGAGGGCUACUGGCUGCGGCCGGCCGGGUACGCCGUGUCGUACCGCAGCACAGGCGGCGGCGGCCAGUGGAAGUACCGGGUGGUCCGGACCGGCGCGGCGGCGGACAAGGACAAGGAUCAUUUGGAGACGCUGGCGAUCCGGGCGGCCCUCCAGGCGGCCCUCACGGAGGCGGAGGAAGUGGAGAUGGCGGCGGCGACGGCGGUCGCGGGCGAGCCGGUCUCGCUGGUGAGAGUCUUCUCCGACUCUACCCCGGUGCUGCGACGCCUCUGCCGCAUCCAAGGGCCCUUGUUCCUCACCAUGUCACACGAGCGGACCGAGGUGGUUCAGGCCACCCAGGACAUACUGAACCUGGCGCGGAGCCUCAAGGGGCGGGGAGCCCGCGUGGAACUCCAUUGGGUGCCCCGGGGCAAGGUGGACGGGAGCCGGCUGGCCGACAACAAGGCCAGAUACAUGGAUGAGGAGGUGGUCGCUCAUCAGGAAGCGAGGGAGUAG